GCGCCUGUCGGGGCGGGGCGGGGCGGGGCGGCGGUCUUGAGAGGGCGCGAAAAAAAAAACCCGAGACAAAUAUGUCUUUUUUUUAGUACCGGCUAAGUGACACACAAGCUACACGCGAGUUAAAAUCGCUAAAAGCCGAAGAUGGUGUAUCUGAAGCAGCUGGAAGUGGAAAAUUUCAAGUCGUGGAGGGGGCGACAGGUCAUAGGUCCGUUUAAACGGUUUAACUGUAUCGUAGGGACCAACGGCUCAGGCAAGUCCAACGUGAUGGACGCGCUGUGCUUCGCGCUGGGGGAGAGGGCCGGCUGCCUGCGCGUGAAGCACGCCCGGGAUCUCGUGCACGGCGCCCACAUCGGCGUCCCCGUCCCCGGCGCCGCCGGCGUGGCCGUGACCUUCUGCGAGGUGCCGGGCGAGGAGGAGGAGGAGGAGGAGGAGAAAACGUUCUCGCGCACCAUCACCGGAGACACGUCGGAAUAUCGCAUCAACGGCACGCUCGUCGCCCUCUCGCGGUACACCUCCGAGCUGCAGCGCCUGGGGAUUAUAGUCAAAGCAAGGAACUGCUUUGUGUUUCAGGGGGCUGUGGAGUCCAUAGCCAUGAUGAAACCCAGGGAGCGGACGCAGCUCUUCGAGAGGAUCAGCUCCUCCGCGGACCUGGCGGAGGAGUACGAGGCCAAGAAGAGGGCGACGCAGAAAGCCGAGGAGAACGCUCAGUUCCUCUACAACAGGAAGAAGGUGGUGAGCGUCGAGCAGAAGGAGGCCAAGCUGGAGCAGGUGGAGGCGCAGAAAUACCAGGCGCUGGCGGCUGCCCACGAGCGCGACACGCUGCAGCUGCACCUGUGCCGCCUCUACUACAACGGGAGGAGCGCGGACGGGCUCUCGGCCGCCCUGCGGGAAGGGUGCCCGGGGCAAGAGCCGCCUGCACCCACCGCGAGGCACCGCCGCGGCGUGCCGCGCCACCGACGUCGGCGUCCGGAUCAGUGUUUCCCCGCGGCAAGCUGUCGCAAGGGCGCGGUGGGGGGGAGAGCCUUCGCCCCGGGAGCUCAGCUCCGUCUCCGUCUCUCGCGACAGUUCGGCCGGCUGUUCGACCUCUGCCACCCCAUCCACAAGAAGUACCAGCUGGCCGUGACCAAACUCUUCGGCAAGUACCUGAGCGCCAUCGUGGUGACGACGGAGCGGGUCGCCGUACAUUCUUUUCUUUUCCCCCGGCUCGACGCAGGGCGAGGUGAAAGGCCGCCCCCCAUCAUUCCCUCUUCCUUUCCUCCCGCGCAGGUGAGGCCCCUGAACGAGCGGCUGAGGGAGGUGAAGGGGGCCAAGAUGGCGGUCGACGUGGUGCAGAGCGCCUCGCCGCCGCUGAAGAGGGCGGUGCAGUUCGUCUGCGGGAACGGGCUCGUCUGCGAGACCCUGAAGGAGGCGCGCCAGAUCGCGUUCGGGGGCCCCGAGCGCUUGAAAACCGUCGCCCUCGAUGGGACGCUCUUCCUGAAGUCCGGGGUGAUCUCGGGGGGCUCCAGCGACCUCCGCAGCAGGGCGCGGUGCUGGGACGAGAAGGAGAUGGACGUGCUGAAGGAGCAGCGGGACCGGCUGACGCGUGAGCUGCAGAUUGAAGACGCGGUGUUCCUCGAUUUCUGCAUCGAGAUUGGUGUUGCCAACAUCCGGGAGUACGAGGACGAGCACAUCAAGCAGCAGCAGGAGACUGACAAGAAACGGCUGCAGUUCGAAACCCAGAAAACGCGGCUCGGAACCCAGCUGGACUACGAACUGGAGCAGCUGCAGAAGCAGAGGAAGAAGAUCCAGGAACUGGAGGAGACCAUUGACCAGGAGGAACGCAGGAUUGCCGAGCAGAAGAAAGUGGAAGACGACCUGUUGAGAGCCGUCGACGAGGCCACGGCCGCCCUGCUGGACCUGAAGAACAGGCUGGCGGCUAAGACCGCGGAAGUGAACAGCGCCAAGGAGGAGGCCGAGAGGAGGGUCAAGGGUCUGCAGGAGGUCUCCAGGCAGCUCGGGAGGAUGCAGAAAGAAGUCUUGUCCCUCGAAACCUCUGUGGAGCAGAAGAAGAUGGAGAGACACAACAUCCUGCUCUCCUGCAAGAUCCUGGGGCUGCCGAUCCCCUUCCUGUCGGGGUCCCUGGACGACAUCAGCGAGGUGCAGCUCGACUCGGAGAUGGAGAGCGGGCUGGAAGACGGGAAGGAGAUUCAGGCGCAGCUGGAGAGGCUGGAGCAGGCGGCCCGGGCCCAGGAGGACGUCCUCAAGAGGUCCACCGCUCCCAAUCUGAAGGUGCUGGAGAAGAUGUGCAGGGUGCAGGAGAAGUUCCAGGAAGUCGCCCACGAGUUUGAGGCCAGCAGGAGAGCGGCGAACAAGGCCCGUCUGGAGUUCGAGCAGGUGAAAGCCCGGCGGUACCAACUCUUCAGCCAGUGCUUCGAGCACGUCUGCGUCGCCAUCGAUCAGAUCUACAAAAGGCUGUGUCGCAACACCAGCGCCCAGGCUUUCCUCAGCCCCGAGAACCCCGAGGAGCCCUACCUCGAGGGCAUCAACUACAACUGCGUCUCCCCGGGCAAGCGCUUCAUGCCCAUGGACAACCUGUCGGGGGGAGAGAAGUCCAUCGCUGCCCUGGCCCUGGUCUUCGCUGUCAACAGCUACCGACCUGCUCCCUUCUUUGUCAUGGAUGAAGUUGAUGCUGCUCUGGACAACACCAACAUUGGGAAGGUCACCAGCUACAUCAGAGAGCAGUCCAGGGAGGACUUCCAGAUGAUCGUCAUCUCCCUGAAGGAGGAGUUCUACUCCCAGGCCGACUCCCUGCUGGGGGUGUACCCGGAGUUCGAUGGCGGCAUGUGCAGCCAUAUUCUGAGCCUGGACCUCACCCCCUUUCCACUUACUUAGAGGGAGGAGUAGCCAGCUGACAGGACGUUCUCCGGCCUAGGGCAUGACCUGAUUGCUUUUCGAAAAUGUUCUGUUCUCUCUCAGUGGCAUCUCGCGCCUUUUCUGUUAAAUUUGUUCUGCCCAUAUCUUUCAGCUGGUUGCCUUACGGAGUUCGAACAAACGGGUGUUAAAAAUGGUCCCGCUUGCAUUUUCUUGUUGAACUCGUCUUUGUUCUUGUUUUGUUCCGUUCAGAAACGUAACAUAUUCCUGUGUUUCGACCCGUGUUGUUGUUGUUGUUGUUGUUGUUGUUAAUGAGGUUUUCCACGAGUUCGUUUUCGUUCGGUGUGGGGUGCAAGCAAGUCGUUCUGUUUUGUCUUGGGACACCAAAGUCAGUUCUUCUGUGUCGGCUUUAGUUCCAAAUAUUGUGUUUUCCAGUCCAUUGAUUGAAGGGGUAUUGGGUGGAGAAACUGUAGUCCUGCAGAUAUGUGAACCGGACACAGCAAGGCCUUGGUAUUCUAGUCUGGGUCAUUAAAAAAUAAACUUGUUUGUUUCCCCACUCA
This is a messenger RNA of Lepisosteus oculatus (spotted gar), 3410 nucleotides long. Lineage: Eukaryota; Metazoa; Chordata; Actinopteri; Semionotiformes; Lepisosteidae. The record is from RefSeq and is a predicted model, not a curated record.